AUGGCUGAGCAGCGGACUGUUUCAAAGUCUCCUUCGAGAUCACCUCUAAAGUCGCCAGCGGCUCAAUCUCCGGCGGUUACAUCAGCUUCCGCCGGCCAGUCGCCUGAGGCUACGGCCUCCGAGGGGGCAUUGGCCACCACCGUACAGUCGCCAGAUGCAGUCGUUGAAGCACAAGACGAAACCGAUGAUGAUGGUGAUGGUUAUGAAUCAGCAUCUGAUCGAGGGUCCAACGCCUCAACCACGCUGGCAUCCACCAUCCGUGACUUCAACUUCGAGAACAGAAGACGAUAUCAUAAGUUCAAGGAAGGCCGGUAUGCAUUUCCGAACGAUGACGCUGAACAAGAACGGGAGGAUAUGAAGCACUCCAUGGUGGUCACCCUUUGCGGAGGGGCAUUGCACAGUGCGCCUCUUAAGAACCCUCAAAGGAUCCUCGACAUUGGCACCGGCACUGGCAUCUGGGCAAUCGAUAUUGGUGACGAAUAUCCGGAAGCUGAAGUAACUGGCAUCGACCUCAGCCCCAUUCAACCUCCCUAUGUCCCAUCCAAUGUCUCCUUUAUAAUCGACGAUGCCGAGGCAGAAUGGUUAUACCCAGACAACUCAAUUGACUUUGUUCACGUGCGGAACAUGGGAGCUGCUAUCAAAGACUGGGAGAAAUUACUUUCACAGGCUUUCCGGGUUUUGAAGCCAGGAGGCUGGAUCGAACUCCAGGAAAUGAAAUGGAAUUUCAAUUGCGACGAUGAAACGAUGCCUGCGGACUAUGCUCUCACCAAGAUGAUGAAACUUGUUUGGGAAGGUCUCGGGAAAUUUGGGAUCGAGGCAGACGUCGCCGACGUCAACCCCAAACGCCUCGAUGACGCAGGCUUCAUCAACCAAGUGCAAGAUGUCCAAAAGGUCCCCGUUGGCGAGUGGCCAAAGGAAGAGGACCUGAAAAUGAUUGGAGCGUACUGCAAAGCUGUUCUCUACGACGGUAUCCAUGGUGUCACUAUGGGACCACUUACACGAGGUCUGGGCUGGACUGCUGCAGAGGUCGAGAUCUUUUUGAUCGAUGUGCGAAAGGAUCUAACGAACACGGCCAUUCACUCAUAUGUCUUUUAUCACUCUGUUGCAGGUCAAAAACCGAAGCAAAAUGCCGAUUGA
Messenger RNA from Colletotrichum orchidophilum, 1137 nucleotides. RefSeq names its product methyltransferase domain-containing protein. NCBI's taxonomy places the organism in Eukaryota, Fungi, Ascomycota, Sordariomycetes, Glomerellales, Glomerellaceae. The record is from RefSeq and is a predicted model, not a curated record. The transcript has 3 exons. The coding region runs from base 1 to 1137 and encodes 378 amino acids. Gene Ontology annotation, molecular function: methyltransferase activity.